AUGGCGCUUGUUCGGGGCGAAAUUCAGAUCAGGCAUGCUCUCCAGGCGCAGACGGCGGUGCGGCUGCGUGGUGGAAAACCGAGUCAGAUCGACACUCAGACCACUGUACCACUACUAUUGUCGGUCGAUACCAGCUCGGGCUUCAAUGGCGACAGCACAGCUCCGUCCUUGGACAUCUUCGUCGUUCCGCCGACUUUCUCCGAAGGCCUCGCGAUCAGGAGACAUCGCUUCAUUGUGGUAUGCCUCUGGGGCGAGGAUCGAUAUAUGUACACGGCAGAGACUACGCCCAUGCCGCAACCGACCAGGGCCAAAGUGUUGGGUUUUCCCAUCGUGUUGACAGGAUUCAGGAUCUUUGAGGGACAGGAUCGAUACACCUCCGAGAGGGGCCUACAGGGGUGA
Molecule: messenger RNA, 399 nt
Organism: Colletotrichum spaethianum
Lineage: Eukaryota; Fungi; Ascomycota; Sordariomycetes; Glomerellales; Glomerellaceae
Exons: 2
Coding region: 1-399 (132 amino acids)
Source: RefSeq, a predicted model, not a curated record